Molecule: messenger RNA, 560 nt
Organism: Prorocentrum cordatum
Lineage: Eukaryota; Dinophyceae; Prorocentrales; Prorocentraceae
Source: the annotation of a GenBank genome assembly
GAACGACCUGGAACUCACAGUCGAGGACGACCUCAAGAGCGAGUACGUCUUCGCGGUGGUGCGCGUGGCGGCGUGCCCGAUCGUGGAGCUGGCGAGCCGCGUGGAGCGCAACGACGUCGAGGGCGACCUGGCACGCGUCCGCGCGCUGCUCGCCUCGCGCCCCGGCGCGGGCGCCGCGGGCGCCGGCACGAGUGGCGGCGGCGGCGUGGAGUGCGUGGGCGACGAGCGGCUGCAGCUACGGUGCCCUCUCACGCUCUCGCGCCCGACGUCGGCCCCAGCGCGCGGGCGGCUGUGCAGGCACCUGCAGUGCAUGGACCUCGACGCGUACCUGGUGGCCAACGUCCGCACCCGCGCCUUCAACAGCCGGUGGCGCUGCCCGCUCUGCAGCCUCGGGCUGAGGGCGGCCGACCUCUGCAUCGACACCUUUGUGGAGGGAGUGCUCGCCGCCACUGCCGACGGGGUGGAGGAGGUCCUCGUGGCGCCCGACGCCUCCUGGAAGGCGGUGGAGCCUCCGACUGGACGCGGCGCCACUGGCUCCUCCAGCAGCGGCGACGAGGGCC